AGUAGGAAUAUACAAUCUGCAAGAGAAUCUUCUACUCUACAUUAUAUAUUGCAGUUCUACUCCUUACAUUUCCCAUCACUCAGCCAAGGAAUUCAACAAAUUACCUUCUCAUUCCUUCUUUCUUAUAAUUUGCAGCUUGAAAUUCCAGCCAUGGUUGCCAUCACUUAUGAUGUUGAGAUUCCUUCCUCAAUCCCAGCCGCCAAGAUGUUCAAGGCCGUUGUCCUCGAUGCAGACACCCUCAUUCCUAAGAUCAUGCCUCAGGCUAUUAAGAACGUCGAAAUCUUGGAAGGAGAUGGCGGUGUUGGAACCGUCAAGAUCAUCCACUUUGGUGAGGGCAGCCAGUAUAAGAGCGCAAAGCACCGUGUUGACGCUAUUGACACGGAGAAUUUGACCCACAGUUACACCAUUGUUGAGGGUGAUGCUCUGGCGGGAGUUCUUGAAUCCAUCACAUAUCAUGUGAAGAUUGUGCCGACAGAAGAUGGAGGAUGUAUAUGCAAGAACAGGAGCAUUUACCAUACCAAGGGCGACGGUGAGAUCACUGAAGAGAAAAUCAAGGAAGGAAAGGAGAAGGCCUUCAAGCCAGUCCUGAUGCGUAAAUAUGAACUUCAUAACCAGAGGCACCAUCGGCUUAUUUUUUUAAGAUACAAUUGCACUAGUGUGAUAUUUUGUUCUUUUGAGCCAUGUAUUUUGGGUUUUCAUGCCUCAUUAAGUUAAAGUUGUACUUUGUUACUUGAUCAUUUUAAUAAAAAAUAUUUUUUUGGAUUGCUAA
This is a messenger RNA of Sesamum indicum (sesame), 769 nucleotides long. The record is from RefSeq and is a predicted model, not a curated record. Lineage: Eukaryota; Viridiplantae; Streptophyta; Magnoliopsida; Lamiales; Pedaliaceae.